CCAUCUCCAUUUUUCUCUACAACUUGUAUCAACCAUAUUGUCACCUCUUAAAAGAAUGUCCUUUUCACGUCUUCCUCGACUUACAUCCGUCGUCCGCGCUCUUCACACCUCUGCUUCCACCCGACGACCCGCUGCCAACCCCACCGAGAUUUUCCAAAAAGCCUUUGGCGAACGAGCUGCUACUCAAACUUCACCUCUGAUGAAGAACGAGGUCCAGGACAACCGAGAACAGUUCAAAGCCAACCAAUUUGCUGCCCCUCAAGCAUUUACCCAAGAAUCCAUCUUCCCCACUGCCCGACCUUUUCCCCGUCCACCUCUCCUCGGUCCUCCCAAGAAAAUUGCCGUCAAGCUUGAUCCGUUUUACAUCACCAAGACUAAUCCCUUGGUGCACGAUAUGAACCCUAAUUUCGCCUAUGAAUUCGUCAACCCGAUGGGCAAGAUAAAAAGUCGGGCAGAGACUGGGUUGACUUGGAAGUCGCAAAGGCGGGUUGGUAAACUUGUGAGGAGGGCGAGGGCGAUGGGGAUUAUCAGUCGAUGGACGAACAGGCCUGUACCAGGAGGUUUGGGAUGGAGUUACUAGAUUUAUUUAUUUAUUUUCUGCGACGAUGUAUCGUGAUCUAGUCUGGUUU
Molecule: messenger RNA, 629 nt
Organism: Cryptococcus deneoformans JEC21
Lineage: Eukaryota; Fungi; Basidiomycota; Tremellomycetes; Tremellales; Cryptococcaceae
Product: 30S ribosomal protein S18, putative
Exons: 2
Coding region: 56-580 (174 amino acids)
Biological process (GO): translation
Cellular component (GO): ribosome
Molecular function (GO): structural constituent of ribosome
Source: RefSeq, a predicted model, not a curated record